Dentiscutata erythropus is the source of this 195-nucleotide messenger RNA. The record is from the annotation of a GenBank genome assembly. Lineage: Eukaryota; Fungi; Glomeromycota; Glomeromycetes; Diversisporales; Gigasporaceae.
UGAAAAAUGGUCAAACAACUAAUAAUGAUAAAGUUGUACAGGAUGUUGAUCUUACUUCUGAAAAUAUUAACGUUAAUAAAGAUGCAUCUACUGUAGACAGUGGCGAUUUGGACAUGAGUGCACGUGUCGAAGCCAUUGAAGAUUUUUUUCAUCGCAUUAUCGAUAAAGCGAAAAAUAGUAGUCAACUGCUUGCAG